GCGCAUACCUUUCCCUUGUUCUUGGGCAUGGCGAAUGUGUCGCUUUGGCGUUUGGAAGUUGUCUAGUGCGGCUUCGUUGCCUGAGAGGGAGAGAGCGGGAAAAUUUGACGGUGAAGUGCUCGUUGUCGUGGUCGUGGAAAAGAAGGAGGGGCGGUUGCUGUGACGCAUGGCUUGCUUUGGCGUGGGGGACUUCAGAACCUGCCAAAUCUCUUGGCCAGCGCGUACCGUCUCUCUUUCGUCAGUCACCACCUUCACCUUUACUCAUUGUUCUUUUGUCAAAGCAAUCACACGUCGUCGUACAAUGUCGCGACCACCGCCAAAGAAGUUGCUCAGCGCCCUGUUCAACACGCGAUUUGAGCCAUUUUCCAAGCCCGUAAAUUGCACCACCUUUAUUGCUACACAAAACAUAGCGAGUGACGAUCGUCACCCUCUCCAUAUUCCAACAUCGAAUCGCCUCGACAAUUGGAACCCACAACGAUUACACUGGGUCAUCAGAACUCCCGUGGCUGUGUCAAAGAAACGCACCAUACGCUCCUGGGUGACGAGAAGGUUUCGAGACACCUUUAUAUCUGAAUUGGAAAAGUCCGGUUUCAACAGAUGGGGCGAGCCUCUUGCUGCUUCCAAGAACAGAAGACCACUUACGGGUGCCUUGGCCAUUACCCUUCUUCGCCCUGCCCUGACUGCUGCUUCCGAGGACGUGCGUGAUAUUUGCAGUCAAAUCUUGCGAAAGAAUAUACUUUCUCGCCAAAGGCCUUGAGACGCUUGAGAAAGCCGAACGAGAUGAACCAUGUGACCACUUUGUCCUCUGACCAGC
Aureobasidium subglaciale EXF-2481 is the source of this 814-nucleotide messenger RNA. RefSeq lists its product as uncharacterized. The transcript has a single exon. NCBI's taxonomy places the organism in Eukaryota, Fungi, Ascomycota, Dothideomycetes, Dothideales, Saccotheciaceae. The record is from RefSeq and is a predicted model, not a curated record. Bases 167 to 757 code for a protein of 196 amino acids.